Messenger RNA from Cuscuta epithymum, 4509 nucleotides. The record is from the annotation of a GenBank genome assembly. NCBI's taxonomy places the organism in Eukaryota, Viridiplantae, Streptophyta, Magnoliopsida, Solanales, Convolvulaceae.
CGCCAUCGUCCUCUUUCACCACCAACGCCUGUGCUUACUAUCCUUGGCCAUUCUCUGGUCAACCGCACGGAGCUCGGAGUGUCUCCUGGGUCUUUUGGAAGUCUCCCAGCGCGCGAUUUGUCUUCAGCUUUGGCGUAUCCGUGCUCCAUAGCUAGCUGAAGUGUUGCAAGUUAUGGGAACAAGUGAAAUCAUGAAGGUUGAGGUGUGUUUGAUGGGUUAAUGUCGCAUUCGUUAUUAGAAUAUUAGCAUUGAUUCGGGAAUGAGCCCUGUUGUGCUUCCUAAGCAUGUAUCAGCCGUCAUAAGAUGUCAAAAGAAUCCAUUGAAAGCUUUAGAAAUGUUCAAUUCUGUGAAAAGAGAUGAAGGGUUUAAUCAUAACUUGUUUACUUACAAAUGCAUGAUAGAAAAACUCGGUCACCAUGGGGAAUUCGAGGCGAUGGAACAGCUGCUCGAGGAGAUGAGGGUAAAUUUUGAUAACAGAUUGCUUGAGGGUGUGUAUAUCAGUGCUAUUAGAAGUUAUGGAAAGAAAGGAAGGAUUCAGGAGGCAGCUGAUGUGUUUGAAAGGAUGGAUUUUUACAACUGUGAUCCAUCCGUGCAGUCUUAUAAUGCUGUGAUGAAUUUAUUGGUUGAGUGUGGGCAGUAUAACCAAGCGCAUAAAGUUUAUAUGUCCAUGAGAGACAAGGGGGUCACUCCUGAUGUGUACACUUUCACCAUAAGGAUGAAGUCUUUUUGUCACUCAAAUAGGCCUCAUGUUGCUUUGAGACUUCUGCACAACAUGCCAUCUCAGGGAUGUGGGCUCAAUGCAGUUGCAUACUGUACAGUCAUUGGUGGAUUUUACGAAGUGAAUUGUCAUGUUGAGGCCAAUGAACUGUUUGAGGAGAUGCUUAGCAUGGGAAUAGUUCCUAAUGUAAUUACAUUUAACAAGCUUAUACACACACACUGUAAGCAGGGAAAUAUAAAAGAAAGUGAAAGACUUCUUGACAAGGUCUUUAAAAGGGGGGUUUCCCCAAAUUUGUUUACAUUUAAUAUUUUUACUCAUGGCCUUUGUAGAAAUGGGAGACCAGAUGAGGCCAUCAAGAUGUUAGACACUGCAGCAAGAGGAGGAUUUACUCCAGAUGUUGUUACUUAUAAUACAAUUAUACGCGGCUUGUGCAAGAACUUAAAGGUUGUCGAAGCAGAGUCUUAUUUGCAUAAAAUGGUAAACAGUGGGUUUAUGCCCGAUUCUUUUUCAUACAACAUAAUAAUUGAUGGAUACUGCAAAUUGGGGAUGGUACAGAGUGCAGAUAAAGUUCUCAAUGAUGCAGCCUAUAAAGGCUUUCUGCCGGACCAAGUCACAUACAUUUCCCUAAUAUAUGGGUCAUGUGAGGAUGGAGACAUAGACAAGGCCAUAAGCUUAUUUCAUCAAGCAAAAAGGGAAGGUAUCAAGCUCACUUUAGUUCUUUAUAACACGCUAAUCAAAGGGCUUUCUCAACAAGGGCUUAUUUUGGAAGCCCUUCAGUUAAUGACUGAGAUGCCUGAAAAAGGAUGUGAACCAGAUUCUUGGACAUAUAACACAGUCAUUAGUGGAUUGUGUAAGAUGGGAUGUGUAUCAGAUGCCACUGAUGUCAUGAAUAUCGCUAUGAACAAGGGGGUUCUUCCUGACAUUUUCACCUUCAACACACUGAUUGAUGGGUAUUGCAAACUGUCAAAAAUGGCUGAUGCAAUUGAAAUUUUAAACACCAUGUGGGAAUAUGGUAUUGCUCCUGAUGUUAUAACAUGUAAUUCAGUGCUGAAUGGCCUCUGCAAGUCUUCAAGUUCUGGUGAAGUGAUGGAGAUGUUUGAACUGAUGGUAGAAAAGGGGUGUAGUCCAAACAUUAUCACUUACAAUAUACUUAUGGACAGCCUGUGUAAAGCUAGAAAGUACACAAAAGCUUUUGAUUUGCUUGAGGAAAUUGAAAGCAAGGGUAUGUCUCCAGAUGUUGUGGUCUUUGGCACAUUGGUUAAUGGAUUUUGUGAAAAUGGGGAUUUGGAUGGGGGCUAUGAGCUGUUCCGGAGAAUGGAAAGGCAAUAUAAAUUUGCUCAGACGACUGCAACAUACAAUACUAUGAUAAAUGCAUUCUGUGAGAAGUUGAAAAUGGACAUGGCUGAAUGCUUAUUUUCUGAGAUGAGUAAAAAAGGUUGUAUCCCAGACAACUAUACCUACCGUUGUAUGAUAGGUGGUUUUUGCAACGAAGGAGACUGUGAUUCCAGUUACCGCUUCCUCCUUGACAACAUCAAAAGGGAGUUGGUGCCAUCACACGCAACAUUUGGACGAGUGAUUAAUUGCCUAUGCAUGAAGCAUAGGCUGCGUGAUGCAGUUCAUACUGUUCACCUUAUGGUGCAUAAGGGCAUCGUUCCUGAUGUUGUGCAUACAAUCUUUGAAGCUGAUAAAAAGAGUGUUGCAGCACCCAAGAUUGUUCUUGAAGACUUGCUGAAGAACAACCAUAUCACCUAUUAUGCAUAUGAACUCUUAUAUGAUGCUAUUAGAGAUAAGAAGCUUAUUAAACGGAAGCAUCAAAGAAGGGAAUUUGCUGGUAACCGGUGAUGAAGUGCUGGAUUAUAACUAGAAAGUGCACCCAUGAGCUUAGACUCAAACGUCCUGCCUCAAUGCUACGAGAAUCACACAGUUGUUUGAGGCUAUUAUAACCAAGGUCCUUGAAAUGCAUGUUGUGCAUGUCUGCACUGCGCUUCUCUUGGGUCACUGAGUUCUCAAAAAGCUUGGAAUGGAUGGAGACUAAGAGUCUAAGAAUGAGUUGUUGAGGGUUUGGUGGAAGGUGAGCAUGAGAAGUACCAAUCUCAUUUUAGCAAGUACGGAGUAUAUCGGAAAAGGUAUUGAGUACAGCAAGAUUGAGGAUAUUUACAAAAUGCUGCUAUACAUCCCCAAAGAAGUUCAUGAGGCAGCCUCCUAAAUAGUACAAGAGGUUAAACACGGAAAUGCGGCUAACUUGAGAGGAUGGCUAAGCUCAUAACGAAACUGAAUGCCCUAAAUGAAGCCGUGGGAGGAAAUGAUGAUGAUGAUGAUGAGUGAGUGAUCAACUCACUAACAUAUUCGGGAUCUCAACACCACCAGCCUAAUCCCGAUAUGUUGUAACUUUUUAUGUCAAAGCAAUGUUUCAAAAUCUUCGAGAAAAGGGUCAAAUAAGCCCUUCUACUAUUAUGAAAUAGUCACAUAAGGCCAUGUACUCAAUAAAGUGUCAUAUAAGUACCUCUACUUGUAAAAAACAAUCAAAUGAGUCAUAACGAUCUAUUUACAACCUCCUAAUCCCGGUUUUAGCUUACAUGUCGAAUUUUUUGACUUGUAUUUCAACCAAUCUUAGUUAAAUAUUCGACGUAUGCCGUAUAUUCUAUUCGAAAACGAUGAUCAGAAGUACGCUAAAACCAGGAUUAAGAGGUGUUAAAUAGGUCAUUAGGACCCAUUUGAUUGCUUUUUACAAGUAGAUGUACCUAUAUGACACUUUAUUGAGUAUAUGACCUUAUGUGACUAUUUCAUAAUAGUAGAAGGCCUUAUUUGACCCUUUUCUCCAAAAUCUUCUUAUGGCUAUUUUCCCUUAAUCUUUGGUUUGAAUUUCUUUGAACUGAAUUAAAAACCCUUAUGGUUUUCACAAAAGACUGCAUUGACGGUCUAGUUAUUGGGAUAUAGAAGUACAUAUAUUAGAAGGUUACUGUGAGCUCUGGGGGCUCCCUCUUUGGUUCAAAAUUCCUUGUGAAACAGAAUAUAAUUACGUCAAUGGAUAAAUGAAUCAUAAAUUCAUAAUCAUUAGACCACUUCAAAUUGAGAGGGAGAGCUAGUCUAUCUUCGUAAAACUUUAAGAUCUAAUCGCAGAACUUGAUAAUUAAUAUAAUGAGUAAAUGAAAUUGUGUAGAUUGAUCUGAUCAUGUUAUUUUGAGAUGUGCUGAUUUAAUUUAUACUUUCUUGAAUCUUUUAUUACGCCUUAGGAUCAUACGGGAAAUAAAAUUUAAGUUUCAUGCGAAGAGGACAGGUAGUUAUUCACUUAUUUGAAUUAUUACAUUGUACGGUACUUUGUAGGCCAAAAUGCUGUUGAGACUUGAGAGCAUCUAUUCUGAUUUUGAGGGCACGACUAAAAUGUGGAAUAAAUCAUUUUGGCCAAAUUAUACCUGUUUUCUUUCCAUUGGAAAUGUAUUAUUUUGAGGUUAAAUGAAAACUUUUUUUCUUCUUUCUCUAAUUCCAGUUCCAACUUUUAAUCGGUGCACACUCGAGCCCUUCAAAUCCGACAUUCACUAUCCUAUCACCAUCACCGUAAAGAGCAGGCUUCCUCUAUGAUGCAGUUAGACAAAGAGCAGAAUUUCUCGUGUAGUCUACUUAUUUCUUCUCGGCGUCAUCAUAUGUGACGCCUGAUUUGCUAGAGUUGAUGAAAUCUCUGGACCAUAGGAAUGUAAGAAUGUUUCAAACAUGUUAUGUAGGCUAUUGAUGUUGUAUCUGAUUCUCUAAAUAUAAAGAUGCAUUGUAAUUAAACGAAUCAUAUAUUCGUUGGG